AUGGUUGCCUCUGCUGUCCGGAUGCGCACUCCCAGCGCUAUGUUUCUCACUAAAGGCGCCUCUUGCCUGAGGAGGCCGCAGACUAUGCACAGAUUUAAGGAUGCUGUCCAACCUCAAUUGCCUGCUUUCUCCGCCCUUUCCCGAUUCUAUGCUUCUAAUUCUUUCCCUCCCCACACCAUCAUCAGCAUGCCUGCUCUGUCGCCAACCAUGUCUGCCGGAAACAUUGGCGCAUGGCAAAAGAAAGCUGGUGAUGCUCUGCAGCCCGGUGAUGUUCUGGUGGAAAUCGAGACCGAUAAGGCACAGAUGGACUUCGAAUUCCAGGAGGAGGGUGUCCUUGCCAAGAUUCUGAAGGAAACCGGUGAGAAGGAUGUUGCUGUCGGCGCUCCUAUCGCUGUUCUCGUUGAGGAAGGUGCCGAUGUCUCGCAGUUCGAGUCCUUCAGCUUGGAGGAUGCUGGUGGUGAAAAGCCCGCCGCACCGGCUCAGGAGAGUAAGGAAGAAUCCAAGAGUGAUGCUACCCCCGCUCCGUCGACGCCAGAGCCCGAGCUUGCGGCCCAGGAGCCGGAUACUUCGGGUGAGAAGCUCCAACCCAGCCUCGACCGUGAGCCCGCCAUCAGCCCUGCCGCCAAGGCACUGGCUCUGGAAAGGGGGGUGCCGGUCAAUGCGCUCAAGGGCACCGGUCGUGGCGGUCAGAUCACUAAGGAGGAUGUCGAAAAGUACAAGCCCAGCGCUUCCGCGGUUGCUGGCCCGACCUACGAGGACGUUCCUCUUACCUCCAUGCGAAAGACCAUUGCCAACCGACUCCAGCAAUCCAUGAAAGAGAACCCCCACUACUUCGUGUCGACCACUUUGUCGGUUAGCAAGCUUCUGAAGCUCCGCCAGGCUCUCAACGCUUCCGCUGAGGGCAAGUACAAGCUCUCGGUCAAUGACUUCCUCGUUAAGGCAUGCGCUGCCGCUCUCUUGAAGGUCCCUGCUGUCAACUCCAGCUGGCACGAAGAGAACGGACAGGUUGUCAUCCGUCAGCACAAGACUGCCGACAUUAGCGUUGCGGUUGCCACUCCCUCCGGACUGAUCACCCCUGUUGUGAAGAACGUGCAGAGCCUUGGUCUGUCCAACAUCUCUAACCAGAUCAAGGAUCUCGGCAAGCGCGCUCGUGAGAACAAGCUCAAGCCUGAGGAGUACCAGGGUGGCACCUUCACCAUCAGCAACAUGGGUAUGAACCCUGCCAUUGAGCGCUUCACCGCUGUUAUCAACCCCCCUCAAGCCGGUAUCCUGGCAGUUGGCACCACCCGUAAGGUCGCCGUCCCCGUCGAGACUGAGGAGGGUACUUCGGUUGAGUGGGACGACCAGAUUAUCGUGACUGGCAGUUUCGACCACAAGGUUGUCGAUGGUGCUGUUGGGGGCGAAUGGAUCAAGGAACUGAAGAAGAUUGUUGAGAACCCCUUGGAGCUUCUUCUGUGA
This is a messenger RNA of Aspergillus tanneri, 1458 nucleotides long. RefSeq names its product putative pyruvate dehydrogenase complex, dihydrolipoamide acetyltransferase component (gene LAT1). Gene Ontology annotation, molecular function: dihydrolipoyllysine-residue acetyltransferase activity. Gene Ontology annotation, biological process: pyruvate decarboxylation to acetyl-CoA. The transcript has 4 exons. Lineage: Eukaryota; Fungi; Ascomycota; Eurotiomycetes; Eurotiales; Aspergillaceae. The record is from RefSeq and is a predicted model, not a curated record. Gene Ontology annotation, cellular component: pyruvate dehydrogenase complex. The coding region runs from base 1 to 1458 and encodes 485 amino acids.